Messenger RNA from Schistosoma turkestanicum, 1354 nucleotides. The record is from the annotation of a GenBank genome assembly. Lineage: Eukaryota; Metazoa; Platyhelminthes; Trematoda; Strigeidida; Schistosomatidae.
AAGAAUCGAGCGCGAAGAAAUCAAUCGAUUUACUCUAGCUAUUGGAUAUUGGAACUUAUACUCUGCGGCGAGCUUCAAUAUUCCAAGGUUACCUAAAUGAAGCUGCCUAGCUAGUUGUGCAGUCGCUAACGGCUUAUAACGUUUGAUCCCAAAUAUUGCCCUGUUUGAUAAAUUACUGUUGUACACAUGGGUCAAAAGUAUCAUCGACGAUUUGGAGGCAGAAUUUCUUAUAUCAACCACUGGGUAAAGUAUUCCCUAUGCUUGGCAAACUUCAUUUUCUUAGUUGUGGGAGCAAUGCUCCUUGUAUUUGGUGUAAUCGCGUUUAUCGACUCAGGAGGUAUACAAUGGACAUCUAACAUUACCGCUUUACAGUGGCUUUUCAACUUUACCGUAAUCUGUAUGGGUGUUGGAAUCAUAACCUUAUUCGUUUCACUGGCUGGUUUUAUUGGGUCUUUACGUGAAAACAAUUGUCUGCUAAAAUUUUAUUACAGCAUUUUAACGUUGCUUUUUCUAACAGAAGUUAUCCUCUGUGUAUUGUCCUUUGUGUACCGUGAAUCAGCUAUCCGCAAGCUUGAGGAACUGAUCAAAACUGCUUUUGUUACUCAAUAUAGAGAACUUGGAUUUGAAGAUACAACAAACUUUAUGGACUUUAUUCAACAAAAGUUUACUUGUUGUGGACCUAAGUCAUAUCUUGACUGGACAGAUAAUCGAUACUUUUCAUGUAACAAAUCCAAUAUAAGCCCUGAGUCUUGUGGAGUUCCUUAUUCUUGUUGCCGUCAUAUGAAUGAUAUCAAUGUUAAUUUUAUUAAUACAUUGUGUGGAUUUGGCGUACAAACAUUAUCAACUGCUGAAGCUAGUCGUUUAGUAUGGACAACUGGUUGUAUUGAUGCUCUCAUCAAUUUAAUAGAAAGCAAUAUAGUUUAUUUUGCAUGCGGAGUCAGUGGCGUAGCUGUAUUACAGCUUUUAGCUAUUUUACUUGCGAAAACACUGUACACACAAAUCAGUGAUCAGUUACGUUUACUGCGUCAAGAAAGUAUCCACUUUUGAGAAUUCAUCCUUCCGUCCACUUGAAGAUCAUUAUAUAUUAACACAAGUUUAUUUUUUGGUAGCUACUACUAACCCUACAUCUCAAUCAUUGAAACAACAAUUUUUUUCAUCUUGUAAGCAAUGAAUGAAGACGAUUAUAUGAAAAAAUUGGUCCUAAAUAAAUCGAUGUACAUAUAUAUAUAUAUAUAUAUAUAUGUUUAUAUUGGUCAAUUCCACUGUGAUUUCAACUCGUCCAGUUUUCUGCCAUUUUUUUAUUGUUUUCUGUUACAUUCAACUGAUUUACAAUUUGUUAAUCUAGAAAAAAUGC